Trichophyton benhamiae CBS 112371 is the source of this 3444-nucleotide messenger RNA. RefSeq names its product ubiquitin C-terminal hydrolase CreB. Gene Ontology annotation, biological process: protein deubiquitination. Bases 1 to 3444 code for a protein of 1147 amino acids. NCBI's taxonomy places the organism in Eukaryota, Fungi, Ascomycota, Eurotiomycetes, Onygenales, Arthrodermataceae. The transcript has 3 exons. The record is from RefSeq and is a predicted model, not a curated record. Gene Ontology annotation, molecular function: cysteine-type deubiquitinase activity; cysteine-type endopeptidase activity. Gene Ontology annotation, cellular component: cytosol; nucleus.
AUGCUGCCUCUUCGCUGCGACUUUGCACUGCGACUCUCGUCUUUCUUUACUCUUUUACUCUUCUUUGCUCUUCUUUACUCUUCUCUUCUUCUUCUCUUCUACUUCUACUUCUUCUACUUCUUCUACUUCUACUCUCUGUCCUGCUUCUCUGCCGUCGCCGUCCCUUGGCAGCCUUCCGCUCCUCCCAAGGCCCUAAGCCCGCCAACCAGGACUAGUUACUUAACCAGAACGCCCUUCUCGUCUCUUCCUCUCUCUCUCGCUCUCUCUCUCUCCUCCCUGCGUGAAACACCUCCGUCGCCCUCGCCCUCGCCCUCGCCUGCGCCCUCGACCGUCCUCACAGCUGCAGGGCUUUCUCUUGCUUCUCCUUCUCCUUCUUCCUCGCUUGAGCCUCGCUGGCCCUCUCGCCGUCCCCGUCGGCCCUUUUACCCCGACUGUACCCACGGCAAGAUCCGCUCUUGGUCGCCUUUUCUUAGUUCCCUCGCCUGCAGCCAGCCCUGCGCUGCGUCGACAAAAGACCCUCGCCGAAAUACGAUCGUCGCCGUUGCUACAAAGACGCUUCCCUCUUCCGUCUUCCUUCUUCCUCCUGUUCCUACGCCCUAUUCUGUGUCCAGAUGGUCCAGCGCGCCUCCGUCGAACCGCCUGUCUGUUGACCCGAUCGUCCCAUAUAUAACUGCUAUUUAUAUACAUUUAUAUAUAUAUAUUAUAUUCAUUCCUGUGCUGCUCUGCGCCGGCCCUCCUCUGGCUUGGCUGCGUGAGAGCCGCACCUCCGCCAACGGUACCGCAGCCUCGAAGAAGGACUCGGCUCCCUUGCCCAAGACGCCGCUCCAGAAACUCCUCUCGGACGCCGGACCGCUCAAAAGUGAUGGCAGUGACAAGUUCUUUGGCAUGGAGAAUGCCCCAUUCGCCAACACAUGGUUAGUCAGGGACAUCUCCUUCUCUUUGGAUAUAAUAAUGUCUUUCCUAACAGGCCUUACCUCUCACAGCUACUGCAAUUCCAUCCUCCAAUGUCUAUAUUACUCCGCCCCCUUUAGAGAGUCCGUCAUAAACUACCCCCAGCGCUCUCCGCCAGAGUCGCUCAAACACGCACUCUCCACCAACUUCAAGUACCCGGACCCAGACAUCUCGCUCGAAGAAGCACUGCUCCAGACCAAGCUCAAGCAGCAGCAGCUCGCCACCAGCAAUGGAGUCAGACCAACACUCAACCCGCAGAACCAGAUCCCAAAGGCAGAGGACAAGGACUCGCCAGAGUACAAGAAGAAAGUCGCCAUGCAUACCCUGCCCGUCCUCGAGACGACCGACAAUUCUCAAAACUACGGCAUGCAGGAGUCCCUCUUUACCUCGCUAAAGGACAUAUUCGAGUCCAUAGCCGCCAGCGAGGAACGCGUCGGUGUCGUCAGACCACAGCACUUCCUCGACGUCCUACGGCGGGAAAAUGAGAUGUUCAGAACGGCCAUGCACCAGGACGCCCACGAGUUUCUGAACCUGCUGCUCAACGAAGUCGUCAACAAUGUCGAGGCCGAGGCAAACAGGACCUCCAUGCUCGAAGCAGACGCCGACUCAGAGUCAAGCACUGCAACCUCCACUUCCGUCGCAACUACACUGGCUACCUCUGUCGGCGGCAGCGCAAAGUCCCCCUACAGCACUCGCUGGGUCCACGAGCUGUUCGAGGGGAAGCUCACCUCCGAAACAGAGUGUCUUACCUGUGAAAAGAAAUCCCAGCGUGACGAGGCAUUCCUCGAUCUCUCCGUCGACCUGGAACAGCACUCCUCCGUAACCUCAUGUCUGCGGAAAUUCUCGCAGGAAGAGAUGCUCUGCGAACGCAACAAGUUCCACUGUGAUAACUGCGGCGGCCUGCAGGAAGCUGAAAAGAGAAUGAAGAUAAAGCGUCUGCCCAGGAUAUUGGCCCUGCACCUGAAACGCUUCAAGUACACCGAAGACCAGCAAAGGUUACAGAAGCUGUUCCAUCGUGUCGUCUAUCCUUACUACCUACGACUCUUCAAUACCACAGACGAUGCCGAGGACCCGGACCGCCUGUACGAGCUCUAUGCCGUGGUCGUGCAUAUCGGCGGCGGGCCCUACCAUGGCCACUAUGUAGCUAUCAUAAAAACCGAAGACAGAGGCUGGCUGCUGUUCGAUGACGAGAUGGUCGAACCCGUCGACAAAAGCUAUGUGCGCAAUUUCUUCGGUGACAAGCCGGGCCAGGCUUGUGCCUAUGUCUUGUUCUACCAGGAAACUACCUUCGAGGCCAUGCAGCGCGAGCUGCAGAGUGACGAGCGCAUGUCUGCCGCUUCAAAGUCUCAGGAUGCGGAUCUGGCACCCUUGGCGGCUCUGGACUUGAAAACUACCGGAAAUCAGCCAAUCCCAACACCGCCGCAGGAUAUCAGUCGGGUUCGCAGUGCCAUACCCCAGCUCCCUACAACAACAGACAGCUCAACCGCUGGCUCAUUCAACCCCAUCAAACUGAUACCCAGCGCACCGCAGCUCUCGAAUAUAGGUGAUGCCCCGCCAACCGCCCUCCCUACCACGGCAGCCAAUUCACAACCAGCCACUGCACCUACGCCAUCGUCUAACAAACUGCCCAUCUCUCUACCUCGUAUCCCUCUGAUGUCUCGAACUCCUGACCGAACCGCCGAAAUUCAGUCCAAAAAGGAACGAGCUCGUGAAGAAAAGGACCGCAAGGCUCAGGAGAAAGAAAUCCAGAAGCAGAAACGCAAGGAACAGGAGAAAGCAGAGGCCCGUCUGAGAGAGCUAGCGAAGAAGGAAGAACAGCAGAUCAAAUCUGCCCUCGACGCAAGUAAACUUACGGCUAAAGAAGAGAAAAAGAGACUGUCCUCUGAGAAGAAACGGUUGUCCUCAGAGGGUGCAUCCGACGCUGCCAAUGGUAACGGCAGCACCAAUGCUAAUGGGAAUGGAAAUACCAAUGGAAUCGCCAAUGGUUUCACGAACGGCAUCAACGGAAUCGCAGGCGGACUGGGCAGACUCAAACUCGGCAGCCGAACACUCAGCUACAGCAGAAAACACAAAGACAACAACACCUCCAACAAUAACAAAGACAACAAGGAUAACAAGGACAACAAGGACAAAGUGCCAGCCCUACCUACUGCUUCUGCUUCUGCCAUGAACGGCAACCCUACUGCUUCAGACAUCACUAUCACGCCCAAAAACUUCCAACGACGGGAUCUCGAUACCUCAUCCAGUGCAAUCACUGAUGCAGCUAACCAGCCUCCCGCUUCAGGCUCUGCUUCCGGGUCCGGAACGAGCGAGCAGCCCCAUCUAGCAGCCAGAGUACUCGCACAGGCUGAGCAGGAGGAUUUCUCCUCGCACCAGCAACAGUCGCAGAUCACUUCACUCCCACAACCACCCCCUACUCCAUCUCCGCCGAAACAACCCACCCCCCGACGAAGCAGGUUCAGCCUCCGCAAAAAGUCAUUCAGUGUGCUAUAA